Messenger RNA from Didymodactylos carnosus, 650 nucleotides. Lineage: Eukaryota; Metazoa; Rotifera; Eurotatoria; Philodinida; Philodinidae. The record is from the annotation of a GenBank genome assembly.
UUAACGAAGCACGUAAAAUCUGGUGUUUCGGUCCAGAAGGAACUGGUCCAAAUAUUCUUGUUGAUUGUACUAAAGGAGUACAAUAUUUGAAUGAGAUUAAAGAUAGUUGUGUGGCUGGUUUUCAAUGGGCAACAAAACAAGGACCUUUAGCCGAAGAAAAUGUACGUGGUGUUCGAUUUGACAUUCAUGAUAUCACAAUAUUUGCUGAUGCUAUUCACUGCACUGGUGGACAAAUUAUUCCAACCGCAAGACGUGUUUUGUAUGCGUGUAUAUUAACAGCUAAACCAAGAUUAUAUGAACCAGUUUAUCUAUGUGAAGUACAGUGUCCAGAAAGAGCUGCUGGUGGUAUUUAUGAAGUGUUGAAUCGUCGUCGUGGACAUGUGUUUGAAGAACAUCAUGUUACCGGCACGCCUAUGUUUAUUGUUAAAGCUUAUCUACCUGUCAAUGAAUCAUUCGGUUUCACUGCUGAUCUCUGUUCUUAUACGCGUUGUCAAGCGUCCUCUCAGUGUGUGUUUGAUCAUUGGCAAAUGAUGACACAAGAUCCAUUUGAAUCUGAAUCAAAAUUGAAAACUAUUGUUAAUGAUAUCAGAAAACGAAAAGGUCUCAAGGAAGGUAUCCCGCCCGUGGAUGAUUAUCUUGAUAAAUUGUAA